Molecule: messenger RNA, 1869 nt
Organism: Lampris incognitus (smalleye Pacific opah)
Lineage: Eukaryota; Metazoa; Chordata; Actinopteri; Lampriformes; Lampridae
Gene: nectin4a
Product: nectin cell adhesion molecule 4a
Exons: 11
Coding region: 1-1869 (622 amino acids)
Biological process (GO): heterophilic cell-cell adhesion; homophilic cell-cell adhesion
Cellular component (GO): adherens junction
Source: RefSeq, a predicted model, not a curated record
AUGACAAUGGCUGUGGUGCAAGUGUGGAUGUUCGAGGAUGUGUCAGGAUCACGGUCACUAUCACAGAGCGUUACGGUUGUGGAAGGAGAGUUUGUGGCGCCCUCGCCCUCCCAUUCGAUGCGCUCCUUAGCGGAGAAGCAGACCGUUCUACCCUGCCAGUACCGGUUGAGUGGCGAGGACGAACUGAUGGUGCAGGUCACCUGGUACAAGGAGAAGCCUGAUGGCACCAAGGAGCAAAUCAUCGCUGUACAUCGUACCGAGGGACAGACAGCGUUUGGACCGUGGUCAGGCCGCGUGCGGUUCAAGAGCAGCGACCCCAUGGUGGACUCCUCUCUGGCCAUCAUGAGCACGGAGGUGUCUGAUGAAGGGAGCUACGUCUGCCACAUCAGCGUCUUCCCAACAGGGAACUUUGACAGACAGCUGUCACUCACUGUCUGGACUACCCCCAUCUCCUCCCUGGAGCCCGUGAUUCUUGUGGAGGGACAGUCGUACGGACUGGCGGCCUCCUGCCGCUCGGUGGCCCGCCCUUUGCCCCGCCUAUCCUGGGACACGGACCUGAACGGCCAGUCCACCAACCGAACCUCCGAGGGCGGGUCCGUGUCCUCCCACUACUCCCUCCACCCUCUGAGGAGCAUGAAUGGGAAGAAGCUGGACUGUCUGGUGUGGCACCCGGCCCUUGAGCAACCCCGCAGGCUACACAACAACUUGGUGGUGCACUACCCGCCGCACGCAGAGGUUUCUGGCUACAACAAGAACUGGUAUGUGGGUCUGGAGACAGCUGCCCUGAGGUGUGUGAGUGGAGGAAACCCCAAACCACAGAGUUUCACCUGGACCAGAAAGGGAAGCGCCUUGCCGGAAGGUGUGAGCCCUCAACCUAAUGGGACACUGGUGUUUGGGCGACCCCUAAGAUUGUCCGAUGCUGGCGUCUACCAGUGUGAAGCUGCAAAUGAAGUCGGGCUGGUAAAAUCUGAAGUAGAUGUUACUAGGGUGUUGCUGGACAACCUGCUGGUGAUCGUCGUGGUGGCCGCGGCUGUGGGCCUGCUUAUCAUGAUGGUCAUCAUCAUCAUUGCUGUCACGUGCCACCACAAACGCAAGAACAAGAAACUGGAGAAGGAGCUCACCGAGAAGAAGGAAGAAAUAAGCACUCUCUCAAGACAAGCUUCUUUCAGAAGAGUGAACUCAGUUUGCACAGACGUUAGACAGACUGAGGAAAACAUCCCGCUGAGAGUAGAGGGAACCCUCCGGACCAGCCAGUCGUCCUUAGGGGAGCAGGCUCGCAGCCGAGACAGCCGCUCUACUCUGUCGGGUGGACGGGGGGGAGGUGGAGGGGGAGCAGGGGGGCUUGACUACCUGGGCCGACCUUUGCUGCACAACAGCUCGCGCAGGGGGAGAGAGAGGACGAUAGACAGAGAUGAGGAAAGUCGUCUGCGAGUGGAAUCAUACGUGAGAAAUAGCACCAUGUCUCUGCAGGAAAAUCGACUUCACCCUCCUCUCCUACCAACUCCCUUCCCGCUGAUACCGUCCACCGAGCUUCUGAGGUCCUUAAACGGCAGCUCGAUUAUCCCGACAGAGGGUGGCGCGCUGGUGGUGAACGCCGGGCGGAAUCAGCAGCACUCGCCGAUGAACUGCGGCUACCCAGCAGUCACGGAUGAGGAGGACGAAGAGGAUGAAGGCCUCGGCGGUCUGACGACCCCCGCGAGCCAGGGGCGACACGACGACCAGGACAGCGAGACCAACAGCUCUCAAGUGUCUGACGCCCAAGGCUCCCACUAUCAGCAGACGAACGGCACGCUGAGGCCCAAACCCCAUCCUAACCCCAUGUCUACUAGUCCCCACGCCUCCCUCAUCCACAAGGCCCAGAUAGUUUGA